CACGUGAGAUACAACUCAAGCACUAGACCCCGCUUUCCAUUUUUCCGUAUAAAGCAUGGAUGAAGAACACACCAGCGCCUCCUCAGAGGGUCAGUGGUACUUUCCGUGGCAACUCCCUCCUUCUCUUCAUGGCGUCAUCCAGCUUUACAGAUCGUCUCUCGUCCUUGCCUACCGUCCAGACAUGGAACCCACAACAGGUCAACACUCCUCCACAAUAUUUGGGCCGGAAAACCUUGCCAAUAAAGCGCGCAGACGCAGAAAUGCUGACCCGCGCAGACCUCCAAUAUGAUCUCCUCUAUUAUAUCUUCGCCGAUCGUACCGUGGCCUUCAUUGAUGCGUUGGCACCCGGAAAACCCAUGGUCAACUUCUGCGACCUCUAUGUUAACGCACUGUACAACUCGAACAAAUGCUCCAAGGUGCUGAAGGACAAGAUGGUUGAGACCCCGGCAUUCGCCAUUGAAUUCGCGAAAAUCUCGCUCCUCACUAACGUUGGCAGAAUAAAUACCACCAUGGCCUUCUUUCCGGAGAUGAAAACAGCCUUGCGGAGCUAUCAUCCCGUGCCUUCCCUGCAAAAGACAGAUGGAAAUCUGCAGGAUGCCCCUCGCAUCAAGAACUGCCUCAAGGCUGCACUCUUGCCUGAAGAAUUCAGAGGGACGCCGCCCUCUACCCCCGCGGAAAUAUUAGAUCGAGCGCGAGCGGGACAUAUUCCUCCGACCAGUGUCGUCAACCUCAUCUUUGUUCUUUCAAACUCGAAUAAUGCUCAGCAAAUUGCGCAUAGCCAUUUUGAUGCGCCUGUCGAAUUUCUGGAUCUGUUCCUUCCCGUCAAUUUGUCCUCGGCAUCGCGCGCGAGAGCGUUCCUGUGGCUUAUGUUCCACUAUCUGCAAGGUCCGGAUAAUCCUAAUCCGUUCGAUGAUGAGUACUCUCGCGUAAACCCGGGUAAGGUUCCCCGUCUGUGCAAUCUGUCUCGGGAGGAGAUGGACCAGGAGAAUGUCGACCCCGUUGAGGAACUGGACUGGGGUAGGCGCAUGAGCGCGCAAAGGAGCAAGUUCUUGAAAGAGCUCGUCGAUGAGAUGGAGAAUGAGAAGAACCGCCAGAAGGACACUCCGAUGCCCAGCGCUCCGUCGUCCAGUAUUACAGCGCAGGACCUCGCUGCUAUUAGGCGUACUCGGAUACAGCGGCAAAACGCUUCGACUCCGGGUGCAACUUCGGGCGGUAGUCGUGGGUCGUCAGUGUCGCGUGAAUAUCCCGUUCAUCCUCAUGCCGUCAUCGAGCCGGCUUCCCGUCCACCUAUCCGAGCGCGGCUUUACGAGGGUGAGCCUCAAGAACGCAGCAUGCUAGAACACGCAUGGCACAUCGGUAAUACCAUCGAUCCGCUCAUGGAUUCGGAUGAAGAGGCAGACGAGCACGUGAGGCUUGACUACAACCGCCGCUUGCGUGUCCUAUCACGCCUCAGGGGCAAAGAGCCUACACCUGAACCGGAGCCCGACCCAAAUGCAUCGGUUGGCCAUGGUCAUUACUCGUUUCAACGUCAGACUGGAGGUGGGUCUGAUGCAGCAACUACGGGACGGCUGCAGCAGGUACAUACAUGGCAGUGACUCGAACGCCUCAUUGAUGCUAUUGUCUUGCCAAGCGGCUCGUCUCCCCGGACUUGCUGCGCCAUCGUUAAUAUUGGUUCCAAUCGCGAGAUUGGCGACCAGUUCGUCCGGUGACGUUCUCUGGAUUCAGCUUUCGUGAUUGUUUCAUCUUCUCAUCCACUCCGACGUCAUCCACCCGUUUUCUCGAUCGUGAUAUGUAUAAUCGAGAACGUGCUUGCAAUCUCAUAUAUGUUGUUGUUAUUCCAGCAUGUUGUGCGAGAUGUCAACAGCAGAACC
Messenger RNA from Laetiporus sulphureus 93-53, 1871 nucleotides. RefSeq lists its product as uncharacterized. The record is from RefSeq and is a predicted model, not a curated record. NCBI's taxonomy places the organism in Eukaryota, Fungi, Basidiomycota, Agaricomycetes, Polyporales, Laetiporaceae. Bases 60 to 1595 code for a protein of 511 amino acids. The transcript has 9 exons. Gene Ontology annotation, cellular component: Ino80 complex.